AUGCGAAAAAAUUUUUACGGAUUACACACAACACACUCAAGGCUAAGCCCUCUAGGAAGGAUUGCGCGCGAUUUAAUGAAAAAAGUUUUGAAAGCAAAAGGAAAGCACGAAAAGGAUGUUGUUCCAUGGCAAAAAACAGUUGAAAGACUUCGUGAUAGUGCUAAACGAAGGAAGGAAAUUAAAAAGAAUUUUGAGGAGGGGGAUAGUCCUGAACUUGGACAUUUGACUUAUAGAGGCUUGAAACGGCAAGGAGCAUUUGGGGAGGUGGAGGAUGAUCUCAACGAAAUCGCCGAGGACCCACAAAAAAUUUUCAAAUUUCUCGAAAAAUUGCGUUCAGAAAAAUAUACAAAGAAAAAGAAAGAACCUUUUGGCCGUCUUGUUCAAAUGUUACGCGAAGGGAUUAAAUUGGGCUAUGCAUUAGCUGGGCAUAAUGCUUCAGACAUUGAUAAUAAAACAAUGAGAAUGGUCUCUCCCAGAUUUUUUAGUGUUACAGCUGAGGAUGACCCUGAACAUAAUGAUACUGUGGAUUUUAUUUCCCCCUCACUCUUCUCAAUACAUUCUGAAGGCAAAGGGAUCGAGGCAAGCUAUUUGAUUAUGAUCUAUGGUUGGGGUCGGGUUCGUUCGAAAGAAUGA
Meloidogyne enterolobii is the source of this 633-nucleotide messenger RNA. The record is from the annotation of a GenBank genome assembly. Lineage: Eukaryota; Metazoa; Nematoda; Chromadorea; Rhabditida; Meloidogynidae.